Amphiprion ocellaris (clown anemonefish) is the source of this 1607-nucleotide messenger RNA. Its product is annotated as threonine-rich protein-like. The coding region runs from base 172 to 627 and encodes 151 amino acids. The record is from RefSeq and is a predicted model, not a curated record. NCBI's taxonomy places the organism in Eukaryota, Metazoa, Chordata, Actinopteri, Pomacentridae. The transcript has 3 exons.
GGAGCAAACAAGUAUCACAGCCUCACCUGGGAGCCUGGUGAAGACAUCAGAGGCAGUGCACUCAUAACUGUUACCUGAGGACAAACUACAAACACAAGGUCUUCCUUCCAAGGAAUAAUUACUACUUUCUCUCUCUUGCACGAAAGACAAGAUCUACAGUCUACUAUAGGCAUGGACAACAGACUACUCUUCACUGUCCUGGUUGUGAUGAUGUCCUUGAACUUUAUGGGCACCUAUGCUCAAACAUCCCCACCCCUACCCCCACCCCCACCCCCACCCCCACCCGCACCAUCCACCACAACUGCAGCAGCCACCACAACUGCAGCAGCCACCACAACUGCACCAACCACCACAACUGCACCAACCACCACAACUGCACCAACGACCACAACUGCACCAACCACCACAACUGCAGCCACCACGACACCAACCACCACAACUGCACCAACCACCACACCAACACCAACCACCACAACUGCGGCAAUCACAACUGGAACACCAAACAUUACAAUCACCACUCCAGCAACAACUGGUCCCACAACCACUGAUCACGCAAUCACAAUCCAGCAAUCAGUAAUGCAAGCUCUACUGAUCACUGUGGCUACCCUGGGUCUAAGUAUGAUAUGAGGAAAAUAAAACCUUCAACCAUCAAAAGAACUUCCCCAUCCAUGCAUCUGUGCUAUUGAAUGUAAACCUUUAAAGGUCUUUCUGGAGUUUAACUUUACAUAGUGUAACCCUGAUUGAUAGGAUUAUUUUUGUAAUAACUCAACACAGGUUAAAGCAAGAGGACUGGUAAAACUGGUAACUCUUACAACUUUUUGAGACUUUAGCAACUCUGAUUUAAAAAAAAAAAAAAAAAAAACUGUUAAGAGUUUUAUGAGUUAUGUAACUAUAUUUAAACACAAUACUGCUGGGUUUUUGCCCUAUGCCUCAGAUGCAAUGUAUUCAUUAAAAUGUCUAAAACAGGGCACAAAUAAAAAGUAGAAUUAUAAUAGAAGCAUUAAGACUAAUCAAAAGAAAAAUUUAGAUCAUGUCAACGAAUCAUGGCUGUCAUCAGCAAAUGUCUUGGGUUCUAUAAAUUUUAGGUUUAGGGUCUAGUUACCUCUUAAACCCACAUUAUUACUGUCAAAAACACUACAGCCAUGGAACUGUUAAACUGUCAUGGAAGGAAAACAUUUUCCGACACAAUAAUGUCCAAAGUUAUAAUCAAUAACAUACUGAACCAAUGACAAACUUUUGUUAACAAAAAAAUUCUUUUGCAUAUGCACAGAACAGACAGGUUUGUUCAUAUCACUAUUUGCAUUUACGCAUAAUAGUUUUGUGGUACACUAAAAGCAAGCAAAGACUGUGUUUUUUCUGCUCUGUUAUUACUCACAAUGAUGCUAGCUAAUGGCAGAUGUGUUUUUACAUCAUGUUCUUGUUACUGUUAAUGUACACAGACAGUUGAUUCUUCAACAAUGCUUUCACAAUGAAGCCUCACUGGCUGACACCGAACAUUGAAGAAAUUAAUUUUGCAUACUGACUUAUGUAACAAUGAAGUUUAUAUUGUAUGUUUACGAUUUUAGCCCUGUUAAUAAAGUGAUAUUGUUGGCAGACAGAAAAUGCCA